CUAUGAGGUGUUAAUGAAAUUAAACAAACUAUUUACACAAUGUUACAAAUUACAAUCAUUUAAAACAGGCCGAAAGUAUGGGAAGAAUCGAAUUUAUCAAAUUCUUACAUGCUUCCUAACUUUUCUGCUCCAAUGGACCACAACCAGGGACAUAAAACGUAAUUUCACAAUCCCAAGUCCAUUUUCAUUUCAACUGCUUUUCUCUUCUGUCCCAAUCAAAUUCAAAAUCAAUUCAAACCAAUGAGCAAAGAAGGAAGUAGAAGAAGAGGCGGAUGGAGUUGGACUUCCGCCCUCGUCGGCGCCGCCGCUGCCGGCGUGGUGGUGUCAGCACUUUCGUCGAAGCCACGGGACCCAGAUUUCCACCUCAUCUCCAUUGACCUCACUUCCUUCAAGCUCAAUUUCCCAGUACUUGACGCUGAACUCAUCCUCACCGUCCACGUCACUAACCCUAACGUCACUUCAAUUACUUACUUGUCUACAGAAAUGUCGAUUUUCUACUCCGGCGACCACCUCGGUUCGGCUCGGGUGAAAGCCGGAUCACAGCCGCCGCGUUCCUGCCAGGUCCUCCGGCUACCGGCGCGGCUGAGCGGCGUUCAGCUGGCUCAUCACGGCAAGGAAUUCCUAUCCGACGUGGCGAAGCGAGAGAUGGUGCUGGAUGCUACGGUGGAUAUAGAAGGAUUUGCUAAGGUGAUGUGGUGGGACCAUAAGUUUCGCGUGCACGUGGAUAGUCACGUGACUGUCGACCCGGUCUUUUUUGAUGUCAUUGACCAGGAAAAUAAGUCGGCUUUGGAGGUCUUCGUUAGGUGACGUCUGAACCGGCCACCCGGCGUUCCCCGAAUAGGAACAAGCAAAAUGAAGGAGAGAUGAAGAACGAAGAGCAACAUAAUUCUCUUUUUUUUUUUAAUGUAUUUUUUGUAUAUUUAUUUGUUGAGGAACUACUGUAAAUUGUCUAAUAUUAAAGUUAUCAUAUAGUACUUGUUUGUAAAGUUUAGUUUGGUAUGAAUUUGAUUUGUAAUGUCAAAUUUGUUUUUUUGUUGUA
Molecule: messenger RNA, 1039 nt
Organism: Nicotiana attenuata
Lineage: Eukaryota; Viridiplantae; Streptophyta; Magnoliopsida; Solanales; Solanaceae
Exons: 2
Coding region: 241-807 (188 amino acids)
Biological process (GO): response to desiccation
Cellular component (GO): plasma membrane
Source: RefSeq, a predicted model, not a curated record